Heteronotia binoei (common prickly gecko) is the source of this 2139-nucleotide messenger RNA. Its product is annotated as adhesion G protein-coupled receptor E3-like. NCBI's taxonomy places the organism in Eukaryota, Metazoa, Chordata, Lepidosauria, Squamata, Gekkonidae. Gene Ontology annotation, molecular function: G protein-coupled receptor activity. The transcript is spliced from 17 exons. The record is from RefSeq and is a predicted model, not a curated record. The coding region runs from base 76 to 2139 and encodes 687 amino acids. Gene Ontology annotation, cellular component: membrane. Gene Ontology annotation, biological process: cell surface receptor signaling pathway; adenylate cyclase-activating G protein-coupled receptor signaling pathway.
UUCUCUAAAAAGCUGCUCUCAGUACACAGAAGUCACCUUCACUUUGAGCUACAUUAGCUCACUGCAAAGAAAACCAUGAGGAUCGCAUUCAUUUGCCUUUUUCUUGGUCUUGGAUUUCUUCUUGUCCAUGCAGAUGGAUCAGGAAUAACUGGACAACACCAAAUGUGGUAUGAUGAAAUUCUGAAGUAUUUACAAGCUGUGGCAUUGAAUUUCCAGGACUGUAAUCCAUUGGAUGAUGAAGUCAGUGGUUUCAGUGGCAGCGUAAUAGACUGUGAUCCUGACACUAUUCCUUAUAAUGCAUCCAGCUGCUUCUGUGAAAAAGGAUAUAUGAUGAUGACCUUUGUGGGAAUAAAUGAGUGUUUUUGUGAAAAAAUUCCCUACCACUGCCAGCCAGAUAUAAUGAGAGGAAAUGACAAUGUAAUGAAGUGUUUAAAUGCAACAAAACAAAAUUCCCUGGGCCAUAACAGCAGCUUCUAUUGCUCAGUGGUGGAGUCUACCUUCAGUCUCUUGUCAUUUGCCUGUGAAAAUGACAGCCUGGCAUUUUCCUUGGAGGAAACAGCAGAAUCGUUUGAAAAGCUUGUCAAUAAUUCUGUCUGGAAUACUGAGGCAAAGGAGGAUGUUGUAUCUACUGUGAUGCUAGUUAUGGAAGAGCUAGGAUCCACUGCUGUAACAACAGCUCUCUCAUCUCCAGAGACACCCAUCCAGACUGUGACUACUAAGUCAGUAGUGAUUCAAACACAACUCAUGAAUGAAGAACAGAUUUCCAGAAGAGAAACUAUGAGGUUAGAUGCCCAAGGAGACCAACUGGCUAUUCAUCCAAGUGCACUGGCUAGGACAGCCACUCAAGGUUACAUUGCUGUGGCUUUUUUAUCAUUCAAUGGGCUGGAAUCACUCCUAGGAAAUUCCUCUUCCCUGCAGAAUAUGACUCUGCAGAAUGGCAAAAAGCUGGAAAACAUCCGUAUGAACUCCAGGGUAGUAAGUGCUUCUACCAGCAGCUGGAUGAGAAAUAUUUCCAUCCCUAUCAACCUCACUUUUUGUCACCUUGAGGACAAGGAUCCCCAGAAAGAAGCUAUUUGUGUCCAGUUGAGCUCUGCAAGCAAGGAUAGUGCCUGGACUCCUGAGGGCUGUUGGCAUCUCCAUUCUAACAACUCUCAUUCCAAAUGCAGUUGUCAAUAUUUCUCUACAUAUGCUGUGUUGAUGGCUACCAUUCCCAAGCAAGGGGAUCUGGUUCUUGUCUUCAUCAGCUACAUUGGACUGAUCAUUUCAAUCGUCUGCCUCUUCCUAUCCAUUGUAACAUUUCUCUACUGCCGCUCCGUCCAAAAUAGUAGCACUUUCAUCCACCUACAGCUGGGCUUCUGCCUCUUCUUUGCAGACAUUCUCUUCUUAGCAGGAAUAGACAAAACAUACAACAAGGUUCUGUGCUCAGUUGUUGCUGGAAUGCUGCAUUACGUCUUCCUGGCCUGCUUUCUGUGGAUGUUCUUGGAAGGUGUGAAUCUGUACUUCAUUGUCAAGAAUCUGAAAGUGGCAAAUUACAGUGGUGCCAACAAACAUGUGAGGAUAUGCAUGUACCUCUGUGGCUAUGGGAUCCCUGCCUUGAUAGUAGCAAUUUCUGCAGCAAGUGCUCCAUGGGCCUAUGGGACUCAUUAUCACUGUUGGCUUAAUCCUGAUAAAGGUUUUCACUGGAGUUUUCUGGGACCAGUCUGUGCCAUAAUUGUGAUCAAUACAGUGUUUUUCUGCCUUAUUCUGAAGAUCUUGCAUGAGAAGCUUGCAUCUCUCAAUUCAAAAGUAUCUACCUUGAAAAAUACCAGGUCACUGACAUUUAAGGCCAUAGCCCAUCUGUUCAUCUUGGGCUUGACUUGGUGCUUCGGUCUCUUUCAGUUUGGACCACUGGCUGAUAUUAUGGCAUAUCUGUUCACCCUCACCAACAGUGCACAGGGAGCCUUCAUCUUCCUGGUGCACUGCUUGCUCAACAAAAAGGUGAGAGAGGCAUAUUGGAAUUGGAUUUGUUGGCGCAAAACUAUCCAGCUUCCAUCUACUGAGAUAUCCAUGACUGCUUCUCCCUCUAGUGUUACCACGGAAAAUUUACAAAGCACUACUCCAGUACAGCAACAGCAAGCAAUGGAGAAGAGAGAUCCAUAA